UGAAUCUACACGUUUGACCUAGCGAAGCGCUAUUAUCAUCUAUCUUUAGGCCAUAAAUACCCCUUCUCCUCUGCCAACCAUUUUCUCUCUUCUCCUCAAGGAUUCAUUAUCAGCUUCAACAGCAUCCGUUAAUCAACACCACGAUUGGUUCAUGAUUGAUGCAUCUCUAACAUCGAAGACUUUAUGUGUAUGAUUGAUUCCAAGGAUGGAGGUUAACUUUCGUUUGGAUUGCUAGAGAAACACCGGCCAUUUGUUGUUGAUUGAGGUCCAGUAGAAGAUUAAACGCAGGUCACUCUGCAAGCUAUAAUUUAUGACAUUGAAAGUGUCUCAACUAACACAUACCAGAAUGGAUCUGGAACUUUUGAACUAUAUCAAUGUGGGUAUGAAGUGGAACGUUAUGAGAAAAGGUCGAACCAGCAUGACUAGACGCCCAAGGAAGCCAGGGGCAGACGGUUUAUUGGUCUACAAUAUACAGGAAGCGCCCGCCUUUGAAAGCAAGAAGUCUGGCGGUACACUGAAGAUUGUUGAUGCUUCUUCAAAGAAAAGAAGACUUUCGCAUCAAUCGGCAUCACCACCUGGUCAAACGCGGUGUAUUAAGGGUGAAGAAGGUGUGUCGCCUGGACCUCAAACUCCCUCUCUUUAUCGUGAAGAUUCUGGUCAACGGUGUUGGGUAUCAAAGAGCCAGAAAACAAAAUCCAAAACUCGGUUGAGAAACAGUAAGAUGAAGAAGACGAAAAAAGAGGUUUUAAAUCUGGAUGACUUUUCAGGUAUUGAACUUCUUGCUGAUGUUGCAUGCAGUAGUUUCAUUCAUGAAACUGCAGAUCGUGUUGAGGAUUUCUCUAUGUCCAAAGAACACACAACACCUGAGGUUAAAACAUGCAGCAUUGAUAAAAACGAAGAUAGCGUAUCACCUGGAUCAAAUUGUUCGGUAGUUCAACAAACUGUUCAUGGAGUUGAGGAGAAAAAGGUUGCUCCUUCCAAAGAGUUAAGGUUACAUUGGGACUUGAAUACUGUAAUGGACGAGUGGGUGGAUCCUUGUGAUGAUAAGCUGAUUGAACCCGUGAAGCGUGCUGAUGCUUCUAUCUCAGUUGUUCCAGUCAUUGAUAGCUGUAAUGUUAAUUCUUGUAAAGAAACAUAUGAAUUUGUUGAAGGUUUGGAGGUGACGGGCGCCAAGACUGCUACUAAGAUGUCAGAUGGCGAGAGUUCUGCAAGCAAAUCAGAGGUGGUUGACUCUUUGACUCAUCCAGCCAAGUGUGAAGAUCUUUACGCUUCAACCACAUCAGUUUUAAAAGAACAAGUCAUUGCAAAAUGUGAAUCAGGCACCAUAGAUGGUCUCAAGUUCGACGAGCAGCCUGUUUUUGAGAAAGUAAUUCAAGUUGGUUGUAACAACAAAGUUACUACAGAUGAUCAUGUGAGUGAGUGCUGUUGCUCAAAUGUUACUCAAGAAGAACAGGGUCACAUGGCUGAGGGAGAUUUAGAGGAAAAAAAUCAGGUUGGUUAUGAUUCACCCUUUGAAGAUGGCGAGUUACGAGAGCCAGUUGCAAAAUCAGGAAAGGAGACUGUAUGUAACAAGCCUGAUAACAUAUACACCGAUAACUUUGGCACUAUUGAAAACCCCGUGACAGGAAAAGUCAACCAUGGUCAAACCAUGGACAAUCCACAUUCAUUGUCGGUGAAAGAAGUUGUACCUAACAAUGAAACCGAGCAAGGUGUGCAAGUAGAUACUUUUGAAAGACUGCAUGCUGGUGAACCAGGAAAGGAUAUCCGUGAAAGGAAAGGCGGGUUGCAUAUUGAUGAAUCAACAUCUUUUGAUGAGUGUAGGAAUGGUGAAUUUAUACAUCGAAGCAGGUCUAGUAAUAUUGGAGAUUCGUCGAUGAGAGUAUGGGACUUGAAGAGCCACAGGUGUCUCGGCAGAAACUAUUCUAGAAACUAUAAUUCAAGAGGUGGUGGUGGUUACAGGACCCAAGACAGAAGACCAUCACCGUCCGACAGAAACAACGGUUAUGGUAGCUAUAGAGGACCAGCACCAGCUAGAGGCCAUGGCGGUGAUAGAUACAGAUAUCAUUCACAAGAAUACAAUGAUCUUAAACCUUGUUAUUCAGAAGUAAAACCACAUCUUUCCUCUGGUUUAAAUCGGCCCGGUACUCGAUCUCGAUCCAGAUCUGGGUCCCCUCCGAUUGCUUGGAAUUUUCAAAAACGCAAAAGUUUUGAUACAAGUAAAUCUGGUGAGAUUAAAACCGGAACCAGGGGCGGUCAUGUGUCUCCUGAGCGCUCGUCUAAAUGUAUUGAUGACCGCCAUAGAUUCAGGGAUGACCAAUUUAGAGACACAAGACGGGCAUCCAUCACAACGAUUCAGCAAAAACAACGAUAUGAACCAACUGGAUAUCCUGAAAGAUUGAAGCCAGAUGAUUAUUUGCGGUUUAAUCAACGUUCUGCAAGGUUUUCACAUACGACUGGUUACAAAUACAAGGAUAACAGCGAUGAUAUCAGGAAACAUGAUGGUUACCAUGAAAAGGUGAACCGUGUGGGCCGAUCUGUUGAUGAUGGUGUGAGGCGGUUUAGGCAUGCUCAUAAUCGAGAGUAAAAAGUUGUAGUUUACAGGUUCUAGUUCGGGCUCACAGUGGAGUACUGAAUCUCUUAUUCUUUUUGUUUUUUCGUUUCUUUUCAUACAGUCUGGAGGGUAGUUAUAUAUAAAACCAAGCCAGGCCUUGGACCAAAGUGCUAAGAGUCUUUUUUGUCAUGAGGGGUAUUUAGGACAAUUUCAUUGUAUGUUUCUUGUCCUGUUUUUUGUUUGGUCAAUCACCAUUUUGAUCGAAUGGUUCUCUUUGGCCAUCAUCUCCUCUGUAAGAAGAAAAAAAAGCUAGAUUAAAAAUUUUUGAAUGCAGAUCUGCAUUCUGUUUUCAAUCA
Molecule: messenger RNA, 2907 nt
Organism: Helianthus annuus (common sunflower)
Lineage: Eukaryota; Viridiplantae; Streptophyta; Magnoliopsida; Asterales; Asteraceae
Exons: 4
Coding region: 311-2584 (757 amino acids)
Source: RefSeq, a predicted model, not a curated record